This is a messenger RNA of Pelodiscus sinensis (Chinese soft-shelled turtle), 2725 nucleotides long. The record is from RefSeq and is a predicted model, not a curated record. NCBI's taxonomy places the organism in Eukaryota, Metazoa, Chordata, Testudines, Trionychidae.
AUGAGCUCGGAUAACAAGACUCCUUUCUCUGUUUGGUUUCCAGACAAACUCGAGGAUGAGAUGGGCAAACUCCAGGUGGAGCUCGGCAAACUCCAGGCCGAGCUCGGCAAACUCCAGGCCGAGCUCGGCAAACUCCAGGUGGAGCUCGACCCUGCUUCCAAACCAGCAGGAAACGAGCCGAUUGUCCAGGGCAGCCAGACCAGCCCCAGUGACACCGGCACAGACAGCAGCCGGGAGAGAUCAUCUGGGCCCUGCUGUCACACCCGCCCUGCGCUCUCAGCCACAGUGGACGUGACUCUGGAUCCAGACACGGCAAAUCGCUACCUCGUCCUGUCUGAGGAUCGGAAAAGUGUGAGACACAGAAACAGGCGCCAGGCUCUGCCCAACACCCCCGAGAGAUUUGUUACUUACCCUGAAGUUCUGGGUGCCGAGGGGUUCGCGGGCGGGAGGCAUUACUGGGAGGUGGAGGUGGGAGACAAGCCUGAGUGGGAACUGGGGGUCUGCAGGGAAUCUGUGAGCAGGAAGGGGGAGAGUGAAAAUUCACCUAGGAAUGGAUACUGGGUCAUGUUGCUGAGGGAUGGGGAAUACGAGGCCAGCACCUCCCCCUCCACCCUCCUCCCCGUGAGCGCCAGGCCCAGCCGGGUGGGGGUUUUCCUGGACUACGAGGCAGGCGAGGUCUCGUUUUACAAUGUGACUGACGGGUCCCAUCUCUUCACCUUCACCGACACCUUCUCCGGGACGCUGCGCCCGUAUUUCUAUCUUGGUCUCUGUCCUGGGGGCACCAACGUGGAGCCGCUGACCAUCUGUCCGGUCCUGGCCCGGGCCAAAGGGAAUCCUGGCCCAGUCAGUGGAGGCAGCGAGGAGAGAGGAGCUCAGCAGGGAGAGUCGAGUGAUUCGCCCGGCCGGGCUGAGGCAGAGGGGACGGAGGAGGAGAUACCUCUCUGCUCCAUGGAGGCUGGGUACACGCCAAAUGGUCCCUGCUAGCGCUGGCCCAGCCCUGCCCAAACUGGCUGGCGGCUCCGCCUUGGUCUGCACUCCUGGGGAAAUCGAGGCUGUGGGGGUCGAUCUUCCGGCGUGUGACUGAGCGGGUGUAGUGAGUUUUGGGGCUGCUUCGUGGUGCAACCCGCCCUUCUCCCGCACGGCCCCACCCUUCCCUGGCCACCGUGGAGCCGCGCGGCCCCAACCUCCAGGGUGGCCGGGCAGUGGAGUCUGUUUCCCUCACCUGCCUUACCCACCGCCCGUGGGACCCACCUUUUGGGCCCCACUUGCUGCAGCCGGGAGAGCAAAUCCCCUUCCUGCCGCAGAUGGGAGCCGGGCUCCCUGAGUUUCCUGCUUUUAGCUAGAAAUGGAGGCAGAGGGUGGCGCUUGCACAGAAGAAGAAGCUGAUGGGGGUGGGGGCAAGAAUUGGGGGGCAGGAGCCCAGUCAUAGGGGUGGCAGCCUCUCCCCUGUGCCUGAGGUGAGGCCCUUCCUCUGGGUCCCAGGGUUGUAUUUUUCUUUCUGUGAGGGGCUGCGAGGCAGACGGGGAGAGUGAAACACUCUGGUGUUUCCCCCGGGCUAUCCUGAGGCCUUGCGGGCGGUUCGGGGCCCCCAGGCGCGGCCGGACCCCCAGGCACUUACAGAGGCGGGACAGAACCGAUCCAGGACUGGCUGGCAAAGCGAAAUACGUGUCCCUGAAGCAGAGAGGUGCCUGGGGAAAGCAGGCGGCCGGUCAGGGACGGCUGCCGGGCACAGCAAAGCCUGGAGGAGAGCUGGGAUGAGUCCCAGGAUGAGUGAAAGAGAAAGGGAGGGGACGGGCCGGCCGGCCAGGGAACGCUUUGUGAGCCUGCAGCAGGGGGAAUGGACAACUGUGCCCGGGACUGGUCGCACACCCAGGCGGGCGGAGGCCAGAGGAAGGGCAGAGUCUCGCGGUCGGUUUCUCUCAGUCCUCGUUGGGGUGCGGGGGAGAUUUCUGCAGCAGACGCACUGCGGCGACCACUCACGGGAGUUAGCUUUUAUUUAAAAAAAAAUCCAAAUAUCCCUUCUCCUCCCCAAAACUCUUUUAUAAGAGUCCCAAAAAUGGGGCGCUGUGAUGGCCUCACUUUGCCAUAGGACGGCGUAGGAGAAGGCUGUACCUGGGACACGGGUUAAUUUAAUAAAUGCCGCCCCCACCAGCUGUCUGAAACGCUUGGCUUUAGCUUUGCCGGGGGACGUGCGUUACAGCCGGGGCGUACACACCCUGGCUUGGCGGCGUAGUGGAAGUAAGAACAGUGUUAAGGGAAAUUUGGGCUCCGCUUUAAUGUGUCAGAGCGAGCUUGGUGUUGUUGGUGGGUUUGAAGUGUGCAAUUCCCUUCGAUCCAUUUGCACAUGCGACCCCGCCAUUGCUACGGUUUGCAAUGAAUGACUCCUACCUACUGCCCAGCCCAGUGUAAGGAACCGUUACCUGGGGGAGCCGUCAUUGGUCAUGGGGGCUUGUCCGAAUUAUUCAUGGGGAGCGGAUUUCCCUGCAAGCUGGGCCCCAAACUGCAGCCGGGCAGGGAUUCAGUGUCCAUGCUGCUCUUCGGCAGACGGAGAUCUCAGCUCGGUGCCGUGUCUGGGGAGAGCAGGGGAGCUGGCCCAGGGGAUGUCGGGGGGGAACAGGGGAGCUGGCCCAGAGGGUGUCUGGGGGGAGCAAGGAAGCUGUCACGUUACCGAAUUGCAGGGAAGCAGCCAGAUCACUGCUGCACCCAUAGGUAGGGGUGUUGGCCC